CCAUUGUUAGUAGACGUUUGUUUUGCAAUAAUAAUAAUAUUAUUCGGAUUACUUAUUUUUAGAUAGAAUAAGUAAACAAGAAAACGCCUCAUAUGUUUUUGAUAUCUGUGUUAUCGAGUGUUUUGUAAGAAUCGACAAUUAAGCAAACUUAUUUUUUACACCGCAGAUAGUAUUAAAAUUUAGCCUUAUUGACAGCAAAAUACUGACAUUCUUGGAAAAUGCUAUGAAUCAGAUUUGUGAUGUCAUUGAUCUGUAAUGAUAUUUAGACGUAAACAAUGUACAAUUUCAAGUUCUACUUGUUAACAGAGAGUGAUAAAAUAAAAGUGAAGUAGAAUUUAAGCACUGACCAUAAUGUAAGAAAUCAUUUAUAAUGCCGCCCCUAUUAAGGAGUACAUUUUCACAUGAUUUUUGGACUGUGGGUGUUCAAGAUGGGGAGUCCGAAUCCGUUGAGCUCAAUGUGUGCAUGCCCACGGGGGUGCUCAUAUUGCUCAAUGUCAAUAGAAAUGCUACUCUACAAGAAGUCAAAGAGGAUUUAUGGGAGGAAGCAGUGGGAUAUCCAUUACACGCCAUGUUGCACGAUAUGUCGAUGUAUGUUUUCUCCUGCCUUACGGCAAUGGCCGAAACAGAUGAGCUACUGGACGAAAAUAAGAGAUUGUGUGAUGUUAGGCCAUUUUGCUGUAUUCUUAAAGUCAUUGAGAAGAAAAAUGACAAAGCUGAUAAAAAUUUAAAUAGUGCCAUUAGUAACUUAAUUGGCAAAGGUUUACAUGAAUUUGAUGCUUUAAAAAAUAUAGAAGUGAAUGAUUUUCGAUGGAAAAUGAGAUUACUAGGUGAAGAAGUGACAAAAGGCCACCAGCAAAGAAGUUGGAUUGAUAGGUUACGUUAUCAAUUCCCUCCACGAUUAGCUACUUCUGAUAAAAUUCCUCAAACAGUUUCAUCUAGGUUAAGAGAAGGUUCUUUUGUUCUCCUGACAAAAUUUGAAAAUAAUGAGAUAAGUUUUACAUUUAAUGUUCCAUAUACAAUCACACCACAUCUAUUACUGGUUUCUAUAUUAAACAAAAAAGCUAUCACUAUGAAUACCAAGGGAGAUCACCCAGCAGAAUAUAUAUUAAAAGUUUGCGGCCAAGAAGAAUAUCUUAUAGGAGAUUAUCCAUUAGUUCAAUUUAUGUAUAUACAAGAAGCUUUAGCAAAAGGUGCUAUUCCUACAAUAGUAACUAUGUCUGUACAUAGUUUGCCAUUUGCCACAGAUAAUAUAUAUGAGUGCCCAGAUGAUUUACGUUCUCGCUCUUCAUCUUCUACUUUAACUCUUAGAAAGAAAAAUAAACAUGUAUCAGCAUGGUCAAUUAAACAACCAUUUCAAAUAACGGUUUCAGCAAUAUGCAGACUGAACUGCGAUAAAGAUAAAGAGGUGGCAAUUCAGGUAGGAAUGUUUCAUGGUGGUAAAUCUUUAUGUGAACCUAAAAAGACUAGUACACGAAUUGUAGAAACAGAUGGGCCUGAAACAGGAACUUGUGAAUGGGAGCAAUCACUUAAGUUUGAUCUUGAGGUACGAAAUAUACCAAGAAUGGCCAAAUUGUGUUUUGCAAUUUUCGAAAUUUCUAAGUCAGCCAAAGGUCUCCGUUCUAGGAGGUUAAAGGACACAAACAAGGAAUUAUAUAUGAACCCAUUAGCAUGGGCAAAUACAAUGGUUUAUGAUUACAAAAAUCAGUUAAGAUCAGGCCCAGUAACUUUGUACAUGUGGACAGAAGCUGAAGAUUCACAAUCUGAAGACUUAUUGAGACCACUACAUACAGUUGCAUCAAAUCCUGAUGUAGAACAAUGUACAGCCUUAACUCUGUGCUUCCAUACAUAUUCAAAAGAGAAUACUGUGAUGUAUCCAACUAUGGAUGCUGCUUAUCGGUAUGCAGAAACAAUGCAACAAGAUGAGACUCGUUUAGCUCGAGAUCCAGCUGAUGUCAGUUCUGACAAAUUAGAGCAUUUAAAAGUUAUGGCACAAGGAGAUCCAUUUCAAGAUAUGCAUGAGCAGGAUAGAAAAGACAUUUGGGAACUGAGACGAUACUGCCAAUUGCAUGUACCAGGUUUACUUCCACGUUUAUUACAUUGUGUUGAAUGGAAUGAUCAUCGAGAUGUUGCAGAAGUUGGCUUAUUGUUACACAUGUGGCCAAAAUUACCUGCAGUGCGAGCACUUGAAUUAUUGGAUUAUGCUUAUGCAGAUCAAGCUGUUAGAAAAUAUGCUGUGCAAUGUUUGCAGGACAUGAGCGAUGAAGAACUUUCUUUAUAUCUUUUGCAAUUAGUGCAAGCCCUGAAACAUGAAGCAUACUUAUACUGUGAUUUAGUGGAAUUUCUUUUAAGAAGAGCACUAUUUAACCAAAUGAUUGGUCAUUAUUUAUUUUGGCAUCUCAGGUCUGAGAUGCGUAUGCCCACUGUAUCAAUAAGAUUUGGAUUGAUUUUGGAAGCUUAUUGCCGGGGAAGUCAGGAGCAUAUACCAAUUUUGCAGAAACAAAUGUUAUGCCUUGAUAAAUUCAAAGGAAUUAGUGAUAUUGCCAAGUUAGGCUCUAAAGAUAAGGCUCGCAUAGCUAUUCAAGAAUAUCUUAAUGCAACACAUGUCUCUGAAGGUGUGAGAAAUGUACUGAGUCCACUAAACCCAAAAUAUCGAUGUAGAAGUGUAAUAUCAAGUAAAUGUCGGGUUAUGGAUUCAAAAAUGCGGCCUCUUUGGUUAGUUUUUGAAAAUUCUGACUGUUAUGGUGACGAAAUAAAUGUGAUACUUAAAUUUGGAGAUGAUCUGCGCCAGGAUAUGUUAACCCUGCAAAUGUUAAGGAUAAUGGAUAAAUUAUGGAAGCAGGAGGGAUAUGAUUUCAGAAUGAAUCCUUACGGGUGUAUCAGUAUGGAUCAUCGAGUUGGCAUGAUAGAAGUUGUUUUGAAUGCUGAAACAAUAGCAAAUAUACAGAAAGAAAAAGGAAUGUUUUCAGCUACAUCCGCAUUUAAGAAAGGAUCUUUACUCGAUUGGCUGAAAGAUCACAAUACAACAGAGGAAUCUUUAAAUAAAGCAAUAGAAGAUUUCACCUUAAGUUGUGCUGGGUACUGUGUUGCAACUUAUGUUUUAGGUGUUGCAGAUAGGCAUUCUGAUAACAUUAUGGUUAAGAAAACUGGACAGCUGUUUCAUAUCGAUUUUGGUCAUAUUCUUGGACACUUCAAGGAAAAAUUUGGAUUUCGGCGCGAAAGAGUGCCUUUUGUUCUCACACAUGAUUUUGUGCAUGUAAUUAAUAAAGGUCAAACAUAUAAAGGCCAAACAAAAGAAGCUUUGGAAUUUCAAAUAUUCCAAAAGCAUUGUGAGACUGCAUUUUUAAUAUUGCGGAGACAUGGUUCGUUAAUAAUUUCAUUGUUCGCAAUGAUGAUAUCUACAGGAUUGCCUGAAUUAUCUUGUGAAAAAGAUUUAAAUUACUUACGAGAUACUUUGGUACUGGAUUUGUCAGAGGCAGAUGCCCAGGCGCAUUUCCGUUCAAAAUUUGAAGAAGCUUUAGGGAAUUCAUGGAAAACGUCUUUGAACUGGGCCACUCACAAUUGGUCAAAAAAUAACAAACAAUAAUAUAUGUAUCAUUAGAAUAUAAUUUUUGUGAUACAAUUUUGUAAAAAAUGUGAUGGAACUGUAUAUAGAAUGUUGAAUGCAAAAGAGGUUUAUGCAUAUCAGAAAGGUUUAAAAUUACAUGUAGUGUUCUAUAAGAACAUUGUGCAUUAGUUAAAAUAGUUUCUCAGGU
Molecule: messenger RNA, 3752 nt
Organism: Ctenocephalides felis (cat flea)
Lineage: Eukaryota; Metazoa; Arthropoda; Insecta; Siphonaptera; Pulicidae
Gene: Pi3K92E
Product: phosphatidylinositol 4,5-bisphosphate 3-kinase catalytic subunit delta isoform
Exons: 19
Coding region: 371-3583 (1070 amino acids)
Biological process (GO): phosphatidylinositol-3-phosphate biosynthetic process; cell migration; phosphatidylinositol-mediated signaling
Cellular component (GO): phosphatidylinositol 3-kinase complex; cytoplasm; plasma membrane
Molecular function (GO): 1-phosphatidylinositol-3-kinase activity; 1-phosphatidylinositol-4-phosphate 3-kinase activity
Source: RefSeq, a predicted model, not a curated record